Messenger RNA from Sparassis crispa, 1512 nucleotides. RefSeq names its product GRIP domain-containing protein. Gene Ontology annotation, cellular component: Golgi apparatus. The transcript is spliced from 6 exons. The record is from RefSeq and is a predicted model, not a curated record. Gene Ontology annotation, molecular function: small GTPase binding. Gene Ontology annotation, biological process: endoplasmic reticulum to Golgi vesicle-mediated transport; Golgi organization. NCBI's taxonomy places the organism in Eukaryota, Fungi, Basidiomycota, Agaricomycetes, Polyporales, Sparassidaceae. The coding region runs from base 1 to 1512 and encodes 503 amino acids.
AUGGCCUCCCUACCCGUGGCAGGUGCUACUUCGCUGAAUGGCACCAGUCCUCGCCCUUCCUUUGAUACCGAGCGUAUACUUGCAUCUCCUCCUCCAAUAAAUGGCGCGAACACUACCCCGAACGGUCAACAACAUGAUGACAACGAGGAUCUUGACCCGGUGCAGCGGCUGCAGAGGGAGCUCGAGCGGACCAAGGAGGAGAAGGACACGCUGGCAUCACAGUAUCGAAAUUUGCUGUCCAAGCUGACUGCCAUGCGUACAAGCCUGGGUAAUAAGUUGAAGCAGGAUGCCGAAGAACUCGACCGUCAGGAGCAGCUAGUGCAACAGCUCACUGCCGAGAAGGAAGAUCUUGCUGCCACGGUGGAAACACUCACGUCCGAGCUGAUUGCCUCGAAUGAGGAGUCAGAGCGGGCAUCAAAGGAACUUGAGACUAUGCGUAGUCGGGCUCUGCUGGAGAAUGCUCAAGAGGUUAGUAUGCGGGAACGUGAGUUGCGAGAGUUGCAGAGUGAGCUCGAGCAAUGUCGGAUUGAGAGGGACGAGUGGGAGCAGAAGGCUAUGGAGGAGCACAUCUCAGCAGAUGAGGCGCGAACCACAGCGGAAACUCUUCGAAGAGAACUCGAGGCUGAGCAUCACGACAGGGAACGAGAUGUCGCACAACUUGCCGCUGAGCGGGAACGGUCUAGCAAUUUGCAGUCGGUGCUAGAAGACUUCCAAGCAGCCAAGGAGCAUGAGUUACAGGAGGCAGUCAAGGGCUACGAAAGUCAGCUCGUUUCAGUCACGCAAUUCCUUGCCGAAUACAAGCAUAGAGCAUUGACCGCUGAGCUCAAACUCGAAGAAUCUUCGACUAACGGUGCUCGUACAGAAGAUCUGGAGAAGGAGGUUAAAGAGAAACAUCUUCUGAUUGGUAAACUACGGCACGAAGCUGUGAUAAUGAAUGAGCACCUCAUGGAGGCCCUUCGCCGCCUGCGCCAGUCAUCAAAUGAGACGAAUGUCGACAGGCGCCUGGUCACCAACGUCCUUCUGUCAUUCCUCAAUACGCCACGAGCGGACUCGAAGCGAUUUGAGAUGCUCUCCCUACUCUCUACAAUUCUUUCAUGGACAGACGACGAACGUGAGAAGGCAGGCCUACAGCGCAAGGGCAGUGCUUCGGUGCAAAGCUCGCCAUCCGGAGUAUCUGCUUUCUUCGGUAGGUCCAUGUCCCCUAAAGGGAAGGGUUUGGAAUUGGAAAAGACAGACGAAACAGAGUCAUUCUCUCGCUUGUGGGUGGAGUUCCUCCUCACAGAAGCGGCAGCGGGGGAGGGAUCACCACCACCUGUGCAUUCCCCCCGUGCAAAUAAUUCUUUGCCAACUACUCCGACACGCGCCAACCAUCUAUCACCUCCAAGCCUUCUUGGGGGAAAACGCUUACCAUCCUUUACUACUGCGGCUAUGGCAAGUACGCCAGAUCUCAUGCUACACCCGCCACCAUCGAGGAAGGGCAAGAAGAGAGUGUCCAUUACCCUGGACUCAUGA